AUGUGCGCAUCACUGCCGUAUGGCACGGGCUUGGUGUCGCAGGACAAUCUGAACCCGAACCUAUUCUACGUCAGCACUCAUCAGCCUUCAAACAACUCGUAUGGACAUCUGCGUAAUGCAUGUGUGCGAUCGUUGUCCUGCGAGAGAGUGCCCGGUCGCGAGGGCCCCGUGUUCAUCGGCACCAGCGACGGAUACUUCCUCAGCUACAUGUUCAAGAUCAAUGAUAGUAAGGCGCGUGGCACAUCACGUUGGUAUGGUCUGUUGUUCCUUAUUGGCGAGGCUUCAUGUCUAGUACAUUACUUUGGCUGGGUGGUCAGCUGCUUUCGAUCAAUCGCCGACGAGAUGAAGAAGCGUGCCAACAUUGUGUUUGAGCGCGAGUUGGCCAGCAACACACACAAUCAAAUGGCGAUGGCCAGACGCGGACGUGCCGCCCCACUGCGGUCCUUCACCGAUCUCAUCGAAGACCCACUCUUCUUUAGCAGGCUGCACGUGACCUUUACACAGAUACUGUCCAACUGCCACCUCAAGUACUACCUCAUCCAGAAUCCACCACCCGUGCUCGAGGCCCACACUGAGCUGAUCCAUCACCUGAAGCAAGAGUACAUCAUUGGCGACCGACACCUCCUCCAGGCACCUUCAUCCUCGCGCCAACACAACGACAUGCACACAUUGCUCACACAAAAGUUGAACCAAUCGCUGGGCAUGGGCAUGGGCACAGAGUUGGUCGAGUCGCUCGGCCAGGUCAGUCGAAUCAUUGGCGAGAGCAGUACAUCAGCACUGAUAUACAACACAAUCAUUGGCAAUCAGGUGAUUGUGCGUGGUCAUUCGCGACCCCUCGUCGCAUCACUCAUCGACGCACUCAAACAACUCAUACCAAGAGAGUGCGCUUCAAUAUGUUACUACUCCGAGACAUUCAGGGAGAUCUGGGAGUGCAACAUACUUGGUCUCAGUCCCAAUGCCACCAUCCCACUUCAUGUCGAAAGGGAUGUAGUGGCAUUGAUUGAAAUUGAUUACUAUAACAUAUCAGAGGACGACCCUGAAUAUGACAGCUUUAGAUCAUCACCAUCAAACAUUGAUAUAUCGUUCAGUGGACCAAGAUAUCCAUCCAGCUUUGGCGCUGGCAUUGAGACCAUCCUGAAACAAAACCUAUCGCCUCAAGCUGAAAGAAUGCAUAUCCUAACACUCAAGGAAGAGUGGAUAAACAAAACCAAGGCAUUCUAUGGAUUAAGAUCAAUAAUAGAGGAUGACAAGGAUAAACGAUUAUCACAUUUCCUUCAUUUGAUCAAUUGUACAUUGGAGAAGGACAUACUGAUACUUAUGUUUUGGACAUGCUGUGCAAGGAAAUGGUUCACAAACAUUGAUCGCAAGAUGAAUGUCUUUGUCAAAUGA
Messenger RNA from Acytostelium subglobosum LB1, 1389 nucleotides. RefSeq lists its product as hypothetical. Bases 1 to 1389 code for a protein of 462 amino acids. Gene Ontology annotation, biological process: positive regulation of TORC1 signaling; positive regulation of GTPase activity. Gene Ontology annotation, cellular component: cytosol. Gene Ontology annotation, molecular function: GTPase activator activity. The record is from RefSeq and is a predicted model, not a curated record. Lineage: Eukaryota; Evosea; Eumycetozoa; Acytosteliales; Acytosteliaceae. The transcript is spliced from 3 exons.